CGCUACUUCCUGUGCAAUGAAGUCUUGGCGCGACAUUACAGUUGUAAACAACAGGAGGACGCGUAAGAAUACACAAACAAGAACUCCUUAAGAAACUGAGCCACAGAGAAACUUGGAAGAAUGGAAGACAUAGACACCAACGAUACCUCUGGCCUCUUUGUACCUGAUGCCGAUGAGGAUUCUGUGGAUAUCUAUGAUGGCCUGGAUAUCACUUUUAGCAGCAAUGCAGAGAAGUCACCCCCGAAGGCGUCUCAGCUCAAAGACUCAAUGGAUCUUUAUGAAGAAAUUGUCACAGAGGAACAGCAGAGCAGAGAGACGUCAUACUCUGAGUUGAAGUCCAGAUUCCAAGCAGCUCAAAACCAAAUUAUUGAGCUGCGCAGGAGAGUGGAGCAGAUGCAGAUGCAGAAUACAGGUUUGAACACUGAGAACUUCCGUCUCAAAAAGAACAUCUCUGCACUUUUACAAACAGCUAGACAGGAGGUGACACGAAAAGAUGCUGAGAUUCAGAGGUUGAACCAGCAAUCAGACAAACGUCAUCACCAACCUCACAUUAACAAUCUGCGGGAUCAAAAAUCUACCAGUCAGCGCUACAUGAGUAGGCCGCCUCCUCCGCCAACCUCCUGUCUUCCGCCUCCCUCCUGUCCUCCACCAACCUCCUGUCUUCCGCCUCCCUCCUGUCCACCACCACCUCCUCCUCCCCAAUCCUGUCCUCCUCCCCCUCUUCCGCCUCUACCAGCUCGACCUCCCAGGGAGGAUCAUCCUCCAAGCAAUCUUCCUCAACCCCCCAAGAAAGAAAGUGAUCCACUCAGCGGAUCCAGCAGGAAAUCCAGUAGCAGUUCAUCAACCCGACACAGUGAAUCAGACAAACGCAAGUCCAAGCACCGAGAGGAAAAAUGUCAAAAACUAUCUGAGUGGACAGAUAGGAGACAUAGAAGUGUUUCAGAUCCCAACAAGGACAGCUCUUUCCCUGACAAAAACAGGUCUCACAAAGCGGACAAAGAAACGGAACGAAGAUAUGACUCCAGGUCAUGUAAAAGCAAGCACAGAUCAGACCGGUCUAAAAGCCCUCCACCAGAGAGUGCAGUUCCCACCGAUGAAAAGAAAGGGAGCAGGAGUCGAGAACAGAGACGAGAUGCAGCCAAAAUGUCCACAUCGGACUCCGAACAUAGCGCAGCUCACAGCUCUAAAGAGGGCCACGGCCGAGAUCAUAGAAAAAUCAAGAUUAGUGACGGACAUGUCAGAAGGUCAGACUCAAAGGACCGGAAAAAGUCCUCUUCAAAUCAACAUGCUGAGCGCGGCAGUGAGUCCUCCAAAGAGAGGGGAGGGGACAGGCUGACAAAGGACAAUGAAAGGAAGGAGGAGAGACGACAUGAAGAUAGGGCCAACAGAAAGCAUAAGAGGAGCACAAGCAGAGAACGUGAGAAGGCAAGAUCAAAAGAAUCCGACCAGGUAAAAGUGGACGUCACAAGUAAGGAAAGACCUGAAAAGACACAGGAGGCCGUAAAAAGAUCAUCCGAAGAACCAAAAAUCUCUGACAAAAGCACUGUGGAGGAAAAUAGUCCAAACAGGAAGCUGUGUUUCAUGGAAACAUUGAACCUAACCCUUUCGCCAAUUAAGAAGCCAUCGUUGCCCGUCGAUGCCAGCCAGGGUGACCUCAUACCAGUGGACAAGGUAGUUGAAGACAGACCGGAUGAUGAGAGCUCACAGCCCAACUUUGAGGACAUGUGUGUGAUUGAUGAAGUGGACAGCAGUGAAUUAGAAGCAGGGUUGGGAGAUUUGGCAGAAGAAUCCUCAUGCACUCCGAAAAGUUCCAAAAAGACUAACGAGAGGUGCGAUGAUGUGAAAGCUGUCCAGGAAAAGGACAAAAACCGGAGGGACGCUCCUGCUGCUGACAAGCAACUUGAAGAUAUUUCAGCCCAAACUACCUCAGCUCGUAGCCAACACCCAGAUGCUGCAGAGAAGCGGAAGACUGUGCACCCCACACCAACGUCUCCACAGACUAGUUCUCUAAAAUCAAAAGGUGUCCAAAGAAACCAUGAGGACAAGCUGGCCUCAGACAGCCAGGUAGAGGAUUGUGGACCUCUGGAGGUUCCAGAUGGUGACAGAGACGCAUCUGGAAGCAUUCAUGAACAACACCGGGGCGAUUCUUCUCAAAAAGUAAAACUUGGAAAUAAUACGGAUCAAGCUGUUGCUCUUAAAGGCCCCGAUGUGCUUGAUCCACGUGUAGAACUGAAGUGUAGUACUCCUAAGACUGCAGGACAGAAACGCCUCCCUGUGGAUUCAGUCGAAGAACAUUCACCCUUAAGGGAAAAUCCUGCAGCCGAAGAUGUCGCUGACAAGGCCAACCGCCAAAGGAAGCAACUUUCUCCCACUAUUCUACCUCAGGACUGUCGGCAAACACCGCGUCCUCCUGCUACCGUUUCCAUUCACAAGAAAGAUGCUUGUCGAAUGCAAGAUGUUCCCAAAGAUGCAGAUGCCGUAUCCAGUACGAUAAGCCUUGAAUCUCUUCCACAAGAAGGGCUAAGUCUGCCUGAGGCCAUUUACGUUUUGACCCGGACUAAUGAAGACGGCAACGACAGCAGUGGCAUCUUUACCGAGCCAAGCUCCUCUACCGGCUGCAUCGCCGUGUCCAAGGUCAGCAGUACGACGGGGGAGACGGCGCCGCCGGCCAAGCACAGUGGCUUCCUUUUCACGCCAAAGAAAAGCUUCACCCCUAGAAAGAGCCGUGAGAAUAACAUUGAGCCUUCCAGUUCAAUGCCGCUACUUCACGAUGAGGACUCCAUGAUGAACACACUGAGCAAUCUGAAGAGGAUCCCCGAUGCCAUUAGCCCUCUGAGGAGCCCAAUACGGAUAACCAAGAGAAGUCAACUCCAUGUUCUUGGCAAGCCGAGUCAUGUCAAGAGCCUUCAAAAAGAUUUCUCCAGCGCUCCUGUUGAUGCCAACUCAACGAAGUUGGAUGUUAACAAGGAAAACAAGUAUCCGGGUUCUCCUGCAAACCACGACGCUCAGAACUCGGUGGACAGGGUGUCCGACCCGCCUUCAAGUCUCUCUGAAACCGAACUGGAGGAAGGGGAAAUCUUAAGCGAAAGUGAUGAGGCCGCCACCGGUUCUCCUGCUCCUGCAACCAAGAGGGCGAAGUUAGCAAAACCAGCAGGAAACAAACCAAGUCCUAAGACGUUGUUAAAGAAGAAAUCUGAAGGAAGGUGUGUUGCAAUGAAAGAAACAGCGGGUGUAUCAACAAUAAGCCCGAAGAGUCGCUUUAAAACGGUUUGCCCCGCAGCAAGCAAAUCCUCAUAUUCCACAAUAGAGGAAGUAAUGGAGACAUUUAAGGUGGUUCGUGCCCAGAUCAGAAAAAAGUACAUGAAGCUCCACAAAACCUUUCCCAAGAAGAGCUUCUAUGGGGUGAUGGAAAAUUUCCAGGAGUCCUUUUUUGAGUUUGUUGAUGGCGCUCAUUUCGGUCAAAUAUGCAGCCAGGCAGAGGAGCUGAAAUCCAACCUGAAGAAACAGAUUGCAUCUGUGUUCGGCAAAGUAUCAAAUAACGGUAUCGUGAAGCGUAUCUUUGAGCAGCAAGCAGUCGAUCUGAAGCAAAGGUUGUGGGACUUUGUAGAUGUCCAAGUUGACUACUUGUUUAAGGACAUUCACACGACCCUGAAGAGUCUCUGCAAACCAGCAAGAGCUCACGCUGAGGACAGCAGGCCCGGUGGAAAUGAGAAAGUGUCCAGACAGCCUCCUGCAAAGAAGCCGCAGUGCCAACAAAUGGAAGCACAGUCGGCUCCGACCAGCAUUCAUCCAAACAGGCCUUGUGUUGUGGCGCCGUACAAAACAGGCCUCGGAAGCAGAGGGAAAGAUAUCAGAAUCACACAUGUGGAAAAAAACAGAAAUGUUGACCGUUCAACAAACAACCCAAACACACAAACUAUGUCCGUCUUCCUCCCGCCGAAAAACGUUCCUUCAACCCCAGAGAAAAAAAGCAACGUGUCGUCUUUGGUCGUCUCUCAAAAUGGCUCUGUGCUCGACAAAACCGACUUCGAGCUUCUCACGGAGCAGCAAGCUUCCAGUUUGACGUUCAACCUGGUGAGGGACACUCAAAUGGGAGAAAUCUUCAAGUGUCUCCUGCAAGGAUCCGACCUGCUGGAAACCGGCGGCAUCACCGGAGACGGAACAGCCUGGUCCCUCGGUACGCCGAGGAAGGACGGGGAGAGGCUCCUCAGCAUCACCACGCCGUCGAAAUUUGACUCUCCGUCUAAACUUCUGUCCCCGAUCAAAUUCGAUACUCCCUCCAAACUUAUCGCGACGUGGUCCAGCAUCUCCCCUCGCAAGCUGGCGUCUCCGCGAUCCAAAGAUCAGAUCCACCUGAAUCCGGCUUUGUUCGAUGAAAGCUGCUUGCUAGAGGUGCCGUCAGAGAGUAGAGCGAUGCUGCACUCCAGCUCGGCGGCACAGAGGUCGUAUUCCAUCCUAGCCGAAGACCUGGCGGUCUCCCUCACCAUUCCCUCUCCGCUCAAGUCCGACAGCCACCUCAGCUUCCUGCAGCCGUCGAGCAUGCACCUGAUGUCCACCCCGGACAGCGUCAUCAGCGCUCACAUAAGCGAGGACGCUCUGCUGGACGAGGAGGACGCGUCGGAGCAGGACAUCCACCUGGCCCUCGACACCGACAACUCCAGCUGCUGCUCCAGCAGCAGCGGCAGCAGCAGGGAGGUGCUCGCCACACCUUUCAUGUUCAAGCCCGACCUGCCCAUGCAGGCGCUGGUGAUGGAGAAGUCCAACGAUCAUUUCAUUGUGAAGAUCCGUCAGGCGGCCACCGGCGCGGAUACCACGCUCACCGCCGAUGACAGCUUGAGUCGAACACUAACGGGAGAAGACCAGCGGCACGGAGAAGACGACGAGGAAACUAAAGACUUGUGGGACAAAUCGCACCCUGGCACUCCGUCAAAUGCUACGCCAUCAGAGAACAGUCCGUCAGGGGUUUGUCAGGCUGCCACCGAUGCGAAAGGCCAUCACUCUCAAGGUGAGGACUUAACGCUAACGAAAGAUUCCUUCCACAAAAAAGAUUUAUCAACUCAACAAAAUACCUCAGAAGUUUGUUUUUCUGGGGAACCACAGAAACUGAAAAAUCAGCCCAGAACUACUCCAGACAACAAUUUGCACAACAGAGUUCAAAGCUCCGAUCAUUUCUUUGGACGGGUCAGCCAGGCAACCAGCAGAGAAGAGAUCACAGUCGCUGCCGACGAGAACGAGAGUCACAGAGAAGAAGCGACGCCCCAUCAAAGUCCCUCCAAAGCUCUUUUAUUGAAGGGUCGGAGAAGGAUCAGUUGCUCCGAGACUGCGUCGGAUAACGGUCUGCGUCGACCUGCUGAAAGCUCUGAAACCAGUCAAGAAAGCCAAGUGUCGGAAUCGCAGGCCUCAGACUCUGAGAGAGAUGUCACCACUGCGCAGGACACGAGCAUCACGCCGGAGAAAACCAGAGGUAGAAAACGGAGGAAGCGCCUAGAGAAAUCAAAAGCCAAGCGGUCCAGGAUGGAGGAAGAGGAGAGCGCAGAGGAGAUCGGGUCGGACUGCAAGAGAGACGACGGGGAAUCCAGAUCCUCCCCGGCGUCCAUGUCCCCCAACAGUCUCUAUGCCAAGAACGUGGUCAGGAAGAAGGGCGAGGUGGUGAUGGCGUGGACCAGAGAUGAAGAUCGAGCCAUCCUCAUCGACCUGAAGAAAAAAGGUGCCUCCCGAGAGACUUUCUCUGGCUUGUCAGAGAAACUCAAUAAGCCUUCAGAGCAGAUCGCUCACAGAUUUUACCAGCUCAUGAAGCUUUUUAAGAAGCAGGAGAAGAUGGACCCUUGAGCCCCUUGACUGCGUUAUUAUCGCAACAGUUGUUGUAUUACAGCGCUCCAUGCAGACACACUUUGGCACCAACACAGGCAGGUGGGCUGCUGUUCGUUUGAUGGGGUGCCGGAAGAAGUGAACACAGCGGGGGGGGGGCUGGGUGGUCACAGGAUCGAUCCCCACAUAGGCCACCUCGUCUAUCAGGAUCUAGAACCCUGCAUUGUCCCACCGAUCAAACACGAGCAGCCGUUUUAGCCCAGCUUUGGUUUUUCAAACUAAUUCGUACUGUAGUCACUGUCCCUAUAAGUAUUUUCUUCUGGAUAACUGGGGGAAAAAAAGGAUUCAACAAUAAGAACAACUGACAAGAUGAACGGUCAUCAGUAUUACUGUUUAUGAUGCACUUUGGGGGUUUUUAGGAAUACAUAUUUCUAAACUGCUGUCACUACAAAAGUAUUAGGUCUGGAUAUGAUGUCACUUUGUCCUCACUCAGUGCAGCAUCUACAGACGCCUCCCUCUCUCUGACUGUGCAGAUAUGAUGCAUUGCAACAAUGGAAGUCACUUUACGUCUAGUCCCAAACUUGUGUUCUUCAAAAUACAGUUGGGGAGAAAAAACUGCCUUCGGACUAUGAUACUUGCAGUUUCAAGCGUGCUCAAAUGUUCCUAAAAUCAAGUGACGUUUUUUUUCAGUUCCUAAACGUGGUGGACGCUUACUGGGAACCGCUGGAAGCACCCAUCAGUAGAGCUUGAGCUGUGUGUGACUGAUAGAUAGAAUGAUUGACAGAAUUCUGCUUUGAAUCUUAUUUUACUGGACGUAUUUGUAUAUGGGGGCGGGGGGAAGUGUUUGAAAUAUUUGAAGGUUGUUAAAAUGUUUACAUUUCCAAUUCAUGUACAGGACAAUACAUUUAUCUCUGUUAAUACAAACGACACGUUUUAUCUGUGGGCCCGAAUGGCUUUUUGUUUGAUUCAGCCCAUCACUUGUGAACAGAAUGGAAUGCAAUACUGUGUGUAGUUCUUUACUGAAAAUAAAGUUUUAUUUAUUUA
Anoplopoma fimbria (sablefish) is the source of this 6852-nucleotide messenger RNA. It is a transcript of the gene casp8ap2, whose product is annotated as caspase 8 associated protein 2. Gene Ontology annotation, cellular component: PML body; mitochondrion. NCBI's taxonomy places the organism in Eukaryota, Metazoa, Chordata, Actinopteri, Perciformes, Anoplopomatidae. The record is from RefSeq and is a predicted model, not a curated record. Gene Ontology annotation, molecular function: transcription corepressor activity. Gene Ontology annotation, biological process: extrinsic apoptotic signaling pathway via death domain receptors; Fas signaling pathway.